GUUUCUCAGAGCCUCCAGUCUGUUUUCUCCAGACACACAGACACACAGAAGUAUGACAUGGUUGUGGGUGCUCAGCAGUGCAGAUUGUUCUUAGAGGGGUCGAGGAGCAGUUGUCAAGACAUGGACUUUAGCCAAAAGAAGCAGUGAAAACCGCUUGACUGUUUGGACUGGACACUCAAUCAUAUCAGCUGACCUUGGAUAACCGAAAGGAGGGAAACGUGUGACGCAUUAUGGCAACCCCAAAUGACCGCUCUGUUUUCAACUCCACCUUCUCCCCUUAUUCAACGGUAGAGGUUUCUGUAAACACCACGGCCUAUGCGAACGCCUCUGCUCCCCACUGCACAGACUGGCCUCUUGUACCCAUGACCACAGUGAUCCCCUCCAUCUACAGCAUUAUCUGUGUGCUGGGAAUCCUCGCCAAUACCUUGGCAGUGUGUGUGUUGGCCCAUGCCAGUGCCUCGAGGAGAACUGUAGCUAACACCUUCAUGCUGAACCUGUGUGUGUCCGACCUGUUGUUCCUGCUGUCUCUGCCGCUGUGGGCCGUCUACUACUCCCGGGGCUACAGCUGGCCCUUUGGCUGGGUGGCGUGCAAAAUCUGCGGAAUGCUCCUUAACCUGAACCUCUACGCCUCCAUCUUCUUCAUCACAUGUAUGAGCAUGGACCGCUACCUGGCCAUCGUGCAUCCGCUCCGCUCCCAGAGUGCACGAGACCCCAAACGUGCCCGGCUCACGUGCAUCCUGGUGUGGGUCCUGGCAUGUGCCUGCUCAGCCCCCACCUUGGCUAUCAGGGACACUCACUACUUAGAGGUUCUUGGCGUGGAGGUCUGUGCCAUUUUAUACCCCGAUGACACUUGGUAUAGGACGCUGACCUGGAUGAAGAUUGUUCUGGCAUUCCUGCUGCCACUUUUUGUCAUUUCUUGUUGCUACUGUGUUAUUGGUAGGCAUUUGUUAGCAGACACAGGGUUGGUAAGAAUGCAGAAACCAUCCCACCCCAUGCCCUCUUCUAAAUCGCUGGAGUCCCAGGAGGGCCAUCAUAGACCAGACAGACCCCCGACCCCCUGUGUGAGUCCCAGCAACAGCAGGGCCAGACCCCAGCAGGGGAGGGGGCUGGAGAGGGUGCUGUGGACAGUAGCCGCGGUGGUCAUCGCAUUCUUCCUCUGCUGGUUCCCCUUUCACUGUGUGACCUUCAUAGACGUGCUGAAGAGCGAGGGCUGGCUGGAUAGCUGCUGGGUAACCUGGACCAUCGACAACCUCACCCCUCUCACCCUCUGCUUGGGCUUCUCCAACUCGGCCAUCAACCCCGUGCUCUACUGCUUCAUCGGGAAUCAUUUCCGGGGUCGACUCAGGGGCCUCUGUAAGGGCUUGAGUGCUUGUUUGAAGGCCCGUGGGGAGGAACACAGCCAGAAGAGAGGCUCCUUCAGCACCAGGCUGAGCUCCUUCUCUCGGAAACUCAGUGACCUCAGAGACCUGGCGAUUGUGGAGCCCUCCGGUCCCGCUUAGCGAGGUCCCCUACACCUCUCCGAAGAAUGAACGUCAAAUGACUGCUGAACUUCAAUAAGCACGCGUGUGUUAGGUGGAACUGUUACUAUAAUUGACCGAGUCAAAUUCCUGCAGAGCUCAAUUCUGCUGUACAAAGACAAGAAAAGUUGCUACAGAAAAGAGAAAAAGGAGUUUAAAGAGGGUUUAAAAAAACAACAAACAGAUAAAUGUAAUGCUGUUUUUUCAGACAGACUAUUUUACACACUUGAUUUGAAUAAUCUCAAAGCAGUUAAGCAGCUGGUAUGUUAUUCACUGUCAGUGUUUUUUUUUUGGGUCACAGCAGGCACCUCAUUUGAGUGACAAAACUCCAAAAAAACUCACUGUACACAUCUUCUCAGCAGGAAAACAGAUGACACAGUUGGCAAACAGCUAGCGGAGGUAGUGGAGCGUUGAGUUGCUAAAGAAACAGAUAUAAAACUAAUAAAGGAAGCUUUAAAACAGUGAACACUGGAUUUACAUUCACUAGAUAAACACAAACACCGAAUGAUAAUGUUGCUCUCCACUGUAACUGCUGGAUGUGUGAGCAGGCAACAGUUUCCUAACAAGUUUUCUCACAUAUCGAUUCAAAAAGCAUCAAUACUUCAAUGUUUUAUUCACAACUUGUUUCUGCUCCCUUAGAGAGGCAAAAAUAAAUAAAUAAAUAAAUAUUUUAUAAAAAACUUUUACCAGUUACUGUACAAGGAAAGGCCUUUAACCUUCAGGGGAAGCUUUAGCUAGGCUUUUUAGCUAUGUUUGGUAGUUUUGCAAAUGGUAGACAACAUCUUGUAUUCUGUAUGCAUAACAGUAUUGUAUAUGGUAAAGCAAAUGUCAGAACAUUAACCUCAUCUCAACUGAAUUUGUGGUCACUGCAAGGUACAGUUAAGCACACCAUUAAAACUUCCACUGCUCUUUUUUGGGGACCAAGCUAUUAUAUGUGUAAUCAACUAGUAAUGUUGUUAUUGUAUUAUUCUGUAAAGACAGUUUAAGUGAAUAAUUAAUAAAUAUUUCGCUACAGAUGCCA
Acanthochromis polyacanthus (spiny chromis) is the source of this 2538-nucleotide messenger RNA. RefSeq names its product type-2 angiotensin II receptor-like. Bases 231 to 1499 code for a protein of 422 amino acids. The record is from RefSeq and is a predicted model, not a curated record. The transcript has 2 exons. Gene Ontology annotation, molecular function: G protein-coupled receptor activity. Lineage: Eukaryota; Metazoa; Chordata; Actinopteri; Pomacentridae. Gene Ontology annotation, cellular component: membrane. Gene Ontology annotation, biological process: immune response; G protein-coupled receptor signaling pathway.